ACGGAUUCUCAAAUUAGGCUUCGAAAUGAUAAUUUAUUUCAUCCAUUAUCAAAAUCUCCAAUAAAAAGUCUUCAAGAACGAGGUGAAUUAAUUAGAAAAUUCGGUAAAUGUCCAGUCUGUGAAGAAUUGGCUAAAGAGAACCAAAAGAAGCCAGCUUAUGAGUGUCCAGAUUGUGGAAUUCCUACUCAUUGUUCAGAAGAACAUUAUAAACAUAACUUAAUUGAACAUAAAUUGCAUGCAUGUAAAAUGUUAAGAGAAUUUAAUGAAGAUAUGCAUGAUUUAAUGAGUGGUAGAAAAAUGUCUGAAUUUGAAUUUCCGAGUUCACAACCACUUGAUGAAGAAAUUAAUUUGUUAAAUUGGGACACAUAUUUGUACACGAGAGGAUAUCCAAGUAUAGACCUUGAUCGUUCAUUGAGACACGUGUCUAAAGUGUUAACUUACCCGAUAACCAUUGGUUCCGUUUUACAUCAAAAUGGUCCUUAUACACUUCGAAAUCGAUUGACAACCGAAGGCUUAAAGUCGUUAACUGCAUUGAGAACGACCUUACAUCCAAAACAAACUAGUAUUGACGUAAAAACACUUCGACCCGGAGAAACGAUCCGAAUCUUUAUCGUUGGUGCACGAGCUGAAGCACAAUUACCUUUACAUCUAUAUACACAACUUUCAUAUUUAUUCCCAACCAUACCAUUCCAUUUUCAUUUUGUUGGUCCAGAAUCGCUUCCACGUGGAACUGAACCAUAUACAACACAUUUUAACCAUUAUCUCUCAUUUACAUGGAAAAAUUCUUUAUAUCAUGAUUAUCAUGAUACAAUAUAUCCAUUUGAUCCAUAUUGUGACGCGUUCUUUCUUUUUAACCCUGGUAUAGGUCGAAAUAAUGGAAAAGAAUUAUGGGAGAAAACGAUUAAACAGUUGUUGAAAACUAAAUGCACUAUUUUUAUUACCGCUUUUGAUGAGAAUGAUAUGAAAAACGAAAUUCAAACGAUAGAAGAGGAUGAAACUUUUGAAUUUGAUUGGAUAUUAGAACCAGGUGAAAAUGAGUUUAAAAGUUUACGAAGAGACAUUGAUAUACAAGAUGUACGAAUUGGUGUCUAUCCAAAUUGGGGAAUUUUUGGGAUAAGAGGAAAAAGAUAUGAUGUACGUCACUAUGAUGAGGAGGAGGGGGCAUUAGAAGUUAAAGAGGAGGAAGAGUGGGAAGAAACGGAAGAAAUAAAAAGAAUAGAAGCGGGAGGCAUGAAAAAACAGCAAAUUCGACAUUAA
Dentiscutata erythropus is the source of this 1257-nucleotide messenger RNA. Lineage: Eukaryota; Fungi; Glomeromycota; Glomeromycetes; Diversisporales; Gigasporaceae. The record is from the annotation of a GenBank genome assembly.